AUGGAAAACCUUGGGCGAGGUAUCGUCGCUGUUCGUGCCCAGAACGACAGCGCUUUCAUCAGCUGGCGACUACUUGGUCUUGAUCCAGAAGACAUCGCUUUCAAUAUCUAUCGCUCAACUGAUGGCGCCAACGCGACGAGGCUCAAUCCAGAGCCUCUUACUGGCGGCACAAACUAUCUCGACUCCGGACCUGAUCUCAGCCGAUCUAACGAAUACUGGGUACGGUCAGUUAUCGAUGGGAAUGAGCGAUCAUGUACCAAUUCGAGCUACAUACUCCAGGCUGAUACGAAGCAAGAGCCGCUUAUACGUGUUCCCAUCAGAUCAGGUGAUCAGAUCAAGUACGUGUGGGUUGGCGAUCUUGAUGGAAGCGGCGAGUACGGUUACCUUGUUGACAGACAUGGCGUUCAGCAAAGCUUUGAAGCCUAUCGCAGCAACGGUGAAUUCCUGUGGGAGGCGGGUAUGGGGCCAAAUAGCAAGAACCAGAACAACAUCGAGCCGGGAUCAGCAGCCAUUGACGUCGGUCAUUGGGAUGGCUUGACCGUGUACGAUCUCGACAGCGAUGGAUUCGCCGAAGUCAUCGUACGCAUAGCGAAUGGUGUUGUAUUUGGCGACGGGGCCAUAUUUGACGAAGGCAGCAACGACGACGAGCAAUUCAUCGCUGUUCUAGACGGCCAAACAGGUGCUCUUCGCGCAUCAAUCUCUAUUCCAAAUGACUAUAUAGAGCACGGCCCUUUCGCCGCACGUUUGGGCAUCGGUUACCUCGACGGCACCACACCGCACAUUGUAGGCUUCAUGAAGAACCGCCGUGACGACAAAGUCUUCAACCGUAUCAUGGCCGCAUGGACCUUUGACGGCAUCAGACUCAACCAAAAAUGGAUCUGGGACGACCAGAACGCUGGAGCAGGAUCUGACGGACACAACACGCGCAUUCUUGAUGUCGACGGCGACGGCGUCGAUGAGGUUGGCGAGAUUAUGUUCCUCCUUGAAGGAAACGGAACCAUGCGCUACUCGCUCACAGACUCAGGUAUCGGGCACGGCGACCGCUGGCAAGUCGCCAAGAUCGAUCCAGAAAGAUCGGGUCUACAGGGUUAUGGCGUCCAGCAAGAUAACCCAUCCAAGUUGUGGGAGUACUACUACGACGCACGUACAGGCGAGGUACUAUGGAAGCACUACGGUGACGCUGUCGGAGAUAUUGGUCGAGGCAUGAUUGGCGAUAUCGAUCCUAAUCAUCCCGGCAUGGAGUCCUGGAGUGCAGGCGGAAACGGACUGUACAACGCGCCCAGCAACUCCAGCAUCACCAAUAGUAGCGAACUCGCUCCCUGGGCUCAUCUGGGUCUCUGGUGGGACGGUGACGACACAAUGGAGCUGUACAACGACGGCAAAGUGGAAAAAUGGAACCCAGAGGCUCCUACUACAUCUUCCUCGCUACCCCGCUUGUUCCGCAUCAGCGAUUACGGUGCAGUGAACCCUGGUGACCCCAAUCCAGCUUUUCUAGGCGACAUAUUUGGUGAUUGGAGGGAAGAGGUCGUCACAACGAAUGAGGAUAUGAGUGAGCUGAUUAUCUUUACCACUGAUCAGCCGACGAAAAGGAGACUGUACACACUGGCGCACAAUCCAAAUUACCGAAACGGUAUGACGCUGAAGGGCUAUCUGCAGAAUGCCCAUGUAGAUUACUUCAUUGGAAAUGGCAUGGAGACACCACCGCAGCCGAACAUUCGGUACACCUCUGCCGCGCAAGAUGGCCUUCGUCCUGAGCGCGUGGCCUCGCCACAACUGAAGAACAUACAUGCCGAAGAUUUCGAAAGCCUUGACAAACGCCAGAGCAACGGGACUGAGAAUUCGCCUGUCUUCUUCAGAGACAACAAUGUCUGGUACCGGGAUUCGAAUGGGCGAGAGGUGCAAAUGUCGACAACAGGAACGGAAGAUAGUCCCUUCAGCAACAUAACGUACCCCUCACCGGACAACGAAUUUGUCGUCGUAUUCCAAUCUACGCCCGCCCAGGAUCACAUCGUGUACGAAGUCGAGUCGAGCCCUUACGACCAGCUGCAACCCCGCUUGCAUCAAUUCCAGUACCUUAAGCCUGGUGACAAUGUGACCAUUGAUCGGCCUCGAAUGUUCGAUUUGACGAACAAACGCGAGGUUGCCACGGACAAUACGUUAUUCGAGAAUCCAUACCAGAUCUACUCACUGGAUGGUGGGUGGAACGUGGAAGGCACCGAAUUUCGCUUCAUUUACAAUCAACGGGGACAUCAGGUUGUGCGUAUAGUUGGCAUGAGUACUAACGGACGUGUGCGCGCCCUAGUAGAGGAGAAAAGCGAUACCUUUGUUGAUUAUUCACAAAAGCUCUACUACAAGGAGCUCAAGAGUUCAAAUUCAAGCGAGUUGAUUUGGGCCAGUGAGCGCGACGGUUGGAAUCAUCUCUAUCUGUACGACAUGGAAAGCGGGAAAGUGAAAAACCAGAUCACGGAAGGAGAAUGGGUUGUGCGCUCCGUGGACUACGUCGACGAGAUGAAACGACAAAUCUGGAUCAAGGUUCUUGGUGCUGUAUCUGGCCAGGAUCCCUACUACGCCCACCUAGCGCGAGUAAAUUUCGAUGGUUCAGAUUUCAAGAUCUUGACCGAAGGCGACGGCGACCAUUCCUGGUCAUUCAACGACGACAGAUCGACCUUUACAGAUACAUGGUCUCGCAUGGAUAUGGCCGAGAAGACCGUCACGCGUGACGCCGAGACUGGAAACAAGACCGCCGAUGUUUACGAAGGCAAUCUUGACUCUCUCCUCUGGCCCAUACCCGAGCGCUUUGCAGCCCCAGGCAGGGACAACUCUACCCUGAUCUACGGCCUUGUUUUCCGCCCUUACCAAAUGGACAACAGCACGAAGUACCCCGUUAUCGAGAAGAUCUACGCUGGACCACAUGACUUCUUUGUACCAAAAGCGUACAUGAGCCACGACGAAGCCCAUCGGAUUGCAAACCAGGGUUUUGUUGUCGUCCUCAUCGACGGCAUGGGCACCAACUGGCGCUCCAAAGCUUUCCAUAACGUAUGCCACAAGAAUCUCAAAGACGCAGGAUUCCCCGAUCGGAUUGCAUGGAUGAAGGCGGCCGCUUCAACCCGCCCUUGGAUGGAUAUCAGCCGCGUUGGAGUAUAUGGAGGUUCCGCUGGCGGUCAGAAUGCUAUGAGUGCUCUUCUCUUUCAUAACGAUUUCUACAGCGUCGCUGCAGCAGAUUGCGGAUGUCAUGAUAAUCGCAUGGACAAGUUGUGGUGGAACGAGGCAUGGAUGGGGUACCCCGUCGACCAGAGCUACGAAGAUAGCUCCAAUGUUGUGAAUGCAGGAAAGCUAAAAGGCAGCCUGCUACUUACUGUUGGCGAGCUGGAUACGAACGUCGAUCCGGCAAGCACGAUGCAGGUUGUCAACGCGCUCACCCAAGCAGACAAAGAUUUCGACUCGGUGGUUAUUCCGGGAGGCGAGCAUGGAGUCGCAACCACGAAUUCAUAUGCGUUGCGAAGGACCAAGGAUUUCUUGUACCGGAAGUUGAAGGGCACAGAGCCACCGAAGUCUUGGUUCUAG
Molecule: messenger RNA, 3564 nt
Organism: Alternaria postmessia
Lineage: Eukaryota; Fungi; Ascomycota; Dothideomycetes; Pleosporales; Pleosporaceae
Exons: 2
Coding region: 1-3564 (1187 amino acids)
Biological process (GO): proteolysis
Molecular function (GO): serine-type peptidase activity
Source: RefSeq, a predicted model, not a curated record